AUGAAUCAAAAAGCUCAGUGUCAAUUAUGCCACAAAUUUGGUCAUUUGGUUAAGCAAUGUUUCUAUCGUUUUGAUAAAUCAUUUACUAGCCCUGAGUCUUUUGUCAAUUUCCCUGCCACUGCUCACAUUACUGAGAGGCCUACAAUGUAUGCCACACCAAAAACUGUCCAUGAUGACAAUUGGUACCCUAACUCGGGUGCCACUCACCAUCUCACACAAGAUUUUACUAAUCAUGGAGCCAGCAUAUCUUAUGCAGGUAAUGAACAAGUUCUUGUUGGUAAUGGUGCUGGCUUGAAUAUUAAAAGUGUUGGAAUGGAGAUGUUCAGAGAAGGAGGGUCCACAUCACGACCCCCAAUGCUGGAAGGUGCUAAUUACCCAUACUGGAAAACCAAAAUGCGAGCAUUCUUGAGGGCAGUGAAUGAAAGAGUUUGGAUGGCCAUAGAAGAUGGAUGGACAUGCCCAACGAUGAUGGAUAACGGUGUCACCAAACCAAAACCUACGAGCUUGUGGACUCCAGAUGAGAUGGAGAGGGCCAAUUUUAAUUCGAAGGCCAUGCAUGCUUUGUUCAAUGCAGUGUCCACAAAUCAAUUGAAGGUCAUUGCAAACUGUGAGAUGGCCAAAGAGGCUUGGGAAAAACUACGAAUUAAAAAUGAAGGAACGGAUGCUGUAAAGAAAUCCCGUCUUCGUGCUUUGGCAAAAGCGUUUGAAGAUUUAUCAAUGGAGGAAGAAGAAACAGUGGCUGAGUUCCAUGAUAAAUUGUGUGACAUAUCAAAUGAAUCUUAUGCUUUGGGAAAGACUUAUUCUAAUGCAAAGCUGGUUCGUAAAGUCCUUGGAGUUCUACCUAGGAGAUUUAUGUCUAAAGUAACCUCCAUUGAAGAAAUGAGAAACGUGGAGGAACUGGAUCUUGAUGAACUGAUUGGAUCCUUGCAGAAUUAUGAAAUGUCAUUAACAAGGUGGAAGAAAGAAAAAAAGAAGAUGGAUGUGAACAAAGAAAAAGGGGACAACAAUAUUGCGUUCAUUCACAAAGAAAAAAAUAAGUCUAUCCCAGAUUUGUCUGCUGGUUUCUCAGAUGAAGUUGUAGAUUUGCUGACCAAGAACUAUGCAAAAUUCUUGAAAAAGAAGUACAAGAAACAGUGUUCUGAAGGUAAGGAAAAUGCUUCCAAAAGAAAUCCUCUUGGGAACUUCUGCCAUGGUCAGCAACCCAGUGACAAUAAGAGCAUGGGCAUUCAGUGUAGAGAAUGUGAUGGGUUCGGACACAUUCAGGCCGAGUGUGCUAACACUCUCAAAAAGAAGAAAGCCCUUGUUGCCACCUGGAGCGAUAGUGACGAAGAAAAAGACUCUAUUGCAAGCAAAAGUUCUAAUGAGGAUAAACAGGUAGUGGCUUUCAUGGCUCAAAGUCAUCAGUCUGCUGAAUCUGAGGAUGAUGGAGUCUCCACUGUGUCUGAAGUCAACAGUAAUGGAAGACAAAAUGCAUAUGAAGAGAUGUUUGCUCAAUGGGAAUAUAUGACCAAGCAGAUUAGAGGUCUGAAUAGUGCCAAGGAGCAGGUAGAGUCUGAAAAAGUCAAGCUGGAGGACACUGCUAAGAAUCUCAACCAACUUCUUGAUGAGAAGGACAAUGAGAUCUACAAAAUUUCAGCUGAACUCUUAAGAGCUAAACUGGCUUUAGAGUUUAUCCCUCCAGGAACGGCUGCCAUCAAUCAAACUCUUCAACUUCAAAAACCUUAUGGUGAUCGAACCUCUAUUGGAUACAAGAUGUUGUAUAAGCAAGGAGGUAACUUGGGGGUAGAAGAGUCCAUUACACCAGUGAUCAACCUAGACAAAAAGGAUGACAAGCAAUCAUCAUUUCCCUCGACACCUCAGUCCUCAAACCCCACUGGAAAAUUCCAUGUUCCAUCUGGACCUACCAAGGUGAAGUUAGAAGGAAGAAGAAUUGCCCCGGAGAAUAUAUCUCAGAUGGAGAGAUUCAUCCCAGUGUGUCACUUCUGUAACAGGAGGGGUCAUAUUCGACCCAGAUGCUAUAAGCUGCAGAACUACUUGAAAGCUAUGAUCAAUCGACCUAUGAGUUUUCAAAAACCCAAUAAAACUCGAAAGGAAGGAUCUCAAUGUGAGUGGAGAUUGAGGGCUGAUUGUGAAUCGAAUGUUGGGUUGGUAGCUCAAGUUUCACUGUCUGCAUUUCUGGAAGGACAGUGGUACUUGGAUAGUGGUUGCUCUCGACACAUGACUGGCAACAAGAAAUUGUUAGUCAAUUACAAAGAAGCAAAGGAGGGAGUUGUCACUUUUGGAGACUUGGUGAUGAGUAGAGCUGCACCUCUUACUGAAGUACUGUAUGUGAAAGGACUCAAGGCAAAUCUGAUAAGCAUCGGUCAACUUUGUGAUGCAAAUUACACUGUAAGUUUUUCUAAAACUCAUUGUUUAGUUUCAUUUGAUGGGUGCUCAGUCUUAACAGGGAAGAGAUCUAGUGAUGGUAGUUAUUUGUUGGACAAUGUUGUCCUGUGUAAUAGUGCAUCAUUGGAUAAAUCAGGUAUUGGAGACUUUACUGCUAUUCCAAAAGUUUUAACCAAAAGAAAUAAGAGUGUUAAAUCAUCACCUCGUCUUUCAAGAGCUCAUUCACUAUUAUUAAUGCUAUGGUAUGGUCUUCUACACCUUGUACUGUUGAAUCUUGGGUUUAAACAAAGAAAUGAUGAUGUUUUUGUCCUAGUGUAUGCUGGUUUUGAUCAUGUUGUACAUCGUACUCCCUUGCUUCAGAAGAAAUAUGAUACACACAUGAUAUGUUGUCUAGUGUUCCUCAUUGCUUGUUUAUGUGUCUUCAUGUGUGAUAAUGAAAGUUCCACAAACAUUUCUCAAAAUGCACGUUGA
Molecule: messenger RNA, 2856 nt
Organism: Cannabis sativa
Lineage: Eukaryota; Viridiplantae; Streptophyta; Magnoliopsida; Rosales; Cannabaceae
Exons: 3
Coding region: 1-2856 (951 amino acids)
Molecular function (GO): zinc ion binding; nucleic acid binding
Source: RefSeq, a predicted model, not a curated record